This is a messenger RNA of Debaryomyces fabryi, 1392 nucleotides long. RefSeq names its product putative serine/threonine protein kinase. The coding region runs from base 1 to 1392 and encodes 463 amino acids. Gene Ontology annotation, biological process: protein phosphorylation. Lineage: Eukaryota; Fungi; Ascomycota; Pichiomycetes; Serinales; Debaryomycetaceae. Gene Ontology annotation, molecular function: ATP binding; protein kinase activity. The transcript has a single exon. The record is from RefSeq and is a predicted model, not a curated record.
AUGUCAGUAGAAAAGUAUAAGAUUCACCAAUGCAUAGGAAAAGGAAACUUUGGGGAUGUUUAUAAAGCAACUGACAUUUUGAAUAAUACUCUAGUUGCUGUAAAAGUUAUAAAUCUAGAUGAAUCUGAUGAGGAUAUUGCUGUUUUAAUCCAAGAGAUACAAUUCCUAUCAAAAUUAAGAUCCCCUUAUAUCACAAAAUAUUUUGAAACUUUCAUCAAUGAUAUGUCAAUGUGGAUUGUCAUGGAGUAUUGUGGAGGAGGGUCAUGUGCUGAUUUGCUUAAAUGCUAUAAAAAACUUAAUGAGGAGACAACAGCAUUCAUUAUAAGAGAUGUCUUACGUGGAUUGACAUAUUUACACGAGGAAAAUAAAGUCCAUCGAGAUAUAAAACUGGCAAAUAUUCUUUUGACAAGCUAUGGAGAAAUCAAGCUAGCUGACUUUGGUGUUAGUGGAGAGAUUACCAUGACACAAUUGAAAAGAAAUACCUUCGUUGGCACACCAUUUUGGAUGGCUCCCGAGGUGAUUGCUAGACUGAAAACAGGUUAUAAUGAGAAGGCAGAUAUCUGGUCAACAGGAAUAACUACUAUUGAAUUGGUUACUGGAUCCCCACCAUUAUCGCAGUAUGAUCCUAUGAAAAUUUUGUUUGAAAUUCCCAAAAAACGCCCACCGUUGCUAACAGGAGUAGACUUCAGCGAAAAUAUUAAAGAUUUCGUUCGAUAUUGUCUUAUAAAAGACCCCAAGAAACGCCCUAGCUCGUCAACUUUAUUGCACCAUAAAUUUCUCAAAAAUAUCAAGCGAAACGUAAACUUGUUCAAACUACUUGAAGAAAAAAAUAAAUGGUCAGAAAGGCAUCACAAGAAUGGUAAAAAACCAAAAUAUCCUUUGAAGAUAGAUUACGGCGAUCUUCCCGAAUAUGAUCCUUUAAUAAAGUGGGACUUUAAUACUAAAAAGAGUUAUCAUACAAAAUCCUCUCCAAUGGAACAAACUUUGUUAAUUAGCAAUGAAUCACCUUUGCUAAACAUGAUUAGUUUGCCACCUAAUUCGCAACGUUAUGAAUUAGCUAUGCCAACAAAAUCAUCUUCACUACUUCCUCCACUACAAGUUACUUAUUCUUCGCAGGUAUCUCCUGGAUCCCCUUCCAGACCAAAGGAAAGUCCCGACCGAAAGCUAGAAAAUGUUUCUCAUCCAGGCCCAAUAAGGUUUCUUGAUGAUGUGGUAUUAUACUCACUCCAACGCCUACAUGUAAGAGCAAAAGCACCCAGUACUAAAGCUACAAUCGAUAAAUUGAUGCAAAAUUUUAUCGAUUAUGAAUCCUUACAGCCUGGUUUAAGUGAAGCGUUUGUGGAAGAAAUCCUAAUGCUUCAUAUUGCCAACUCUAAUACCCAUCCUUAUUAG